AUGAGGUUGUUGACGUAUACCACUACAACACUUUUGAUAUCAGAUGAGAUAUUGAAAGAGAGCUAUAUGCGUCUUCCCGAUCUCAAAUAUAGUAAAGGCACAAGCAAGAAAACACACGACUCCUACAAAACUUUACUAAGGAAAUACGAGAAGACCAAAAAUAAGUUGGUAUUGAUAACAGGGAAAUAUACUAACCUACAGAUUAACAAGGAGAAGGAUUGGAGGGUGUUCUUUGAUGCCAAGAAAAACACAUCAGAUAUAAUCAAGGCUGCCAGACCGAAAGGACCCAGUUGCUGUGCCAAUGAUAACUGGAAAAUCUCCAAGAUUGCUUGUGAGUCGUACUGGGUGUGGAAAUGUUACCACAUUGAUGGCAAAAAUGAAAAAGAGGUCAAAUCCAAGGAGAGCUCCAAAACUUUAUUAGGGAAAUGUAAGGAAUCCAAAACAGAAGGACACAAGGAUGCGUCAAUCAAGAAGGCCAGGCUGGAGACUGGCAAUUUGUCAGACUUGGACUUGAUUGACUUGCACACCGACAUUGUUGGAUGUUCUGCAGACUCCAGUAAAGUAGCCAAACUUCAUGCAACCAGCAAGGACACCACCACAAACAAUGUACUAGACAAUGCAAAGGCCCCAUGUUUGAAAAUCAGGUAUAAAAAGCCCAUUGCGUCAACCAUAUCAGCCACUCACCCCGUCCCACCAAUUCCAUCCAGCUCAGCCACUCUAUACAUUGCAUCUGCUGAGAACUGUGCCUUACAAGUGGGCACCUCCGACAUCAUAUCAGCAGCAUUAUUGCUGACAUCAGCUGUGGAGAAAACUAAGAAAGUAAAAGAAGGUGCUAAGAAGAUAUCAUCAAGUAAGGACUAUCUGAAAGUAACAGUUGCCAUCACACCAAGUACUCUAGUCAAUUUAAAGUUAUUACUGGGCUUUGCUCAAUUUCCAAUUAUCAUUGCUGGGACAUCCCAGCACUUAUGGGCUAUCCCAGCACUCAUGGGUUAUCCCAGUCAACAUUUCUGGGAUAUCCCAGCUAACUUGAAAGUAUACCAUGUUCAACAAAACUUGAUCACAACCACCAAAAUCUCAGCUUUGAAGCUUCAAAAAGUUUGUGUGACAACUUGGUACAUCACCCUGCAUUUGGAUCAUCCCAUCCUACCUUUGGGACAAACCUUGGAUUGUAAUAAUCAAGGCAAAAGAGGGCUUCACAUGGGUUGUCAUAUGUUAGAACAACCAGUGAAUAACCCUGCUCUGGUUGUGGUAAUUAAUUGA
This is a messenger RNA of Serpula lacrymans var. lacrymans S7.9, 1260 nucleotides long. RefSeq lists its product as uncharacterized. The transcript is spliced from 11 exons. Bases 1 to 1260 code for a protein of 419 amino acids. The record is from RefSeq and is a predicted model, not a curated record. Lineage: Eukaryota; Fungi; Basidiomycota; Agaricomycetes; Boletales; Serpulaceae.